UAUCUUGAAUAAUAAUUUGUUUUUUUACUUUUGUGAAUGAUAAGCGUUAUCAUUUUCUAUAACUUUAAUCAGUUUGGUAGUGGUCUUUUGAAUACGUAUAAUAGUUAUUUUUAGAAUAAAUCAUGUUUUUUUUGAAAGGCAAUAGAAUUAUUACCAUCAAAAUGCGGCCAGCAUAUAAUAAGCUUUAUAAAGCGAUGGCUGCGUAUUCUUCAAAACUUUCCCUGAACGAUGUGGUGAUCGCGUCCGCUGUGAGGACUCCAAUUGGCUCCUUUAAGGGUAGCCUGUCGAGCCUUUCAGCUACCGAACUUGGAGGUGUCGCCGUUAAAGCAGCAGUUGAAAGAGCCGGCAUUCCUAAGGAAGAAGUUAAAGAGGUAUACAUGGGAAAUGUCUGUUCUGCUGCUUUAGGCCAGGCUCCUGCGAGGCAAGCUACCAUUUUCGGAGGUCUUCCUAAAAGCACAAUCUGCACAACUGUUAAUAAAGUUUGUUCAUCUGGCAUGAAGGCCAUCGUAUUGGCCACGCAAGGUUUGCAAACUGGAACUCAAGAUGUGAUAUUAGCUGGAGGAAUGGAAUCUAUGUCAAACGUGCCUUACUAUUUGAAGAGGGGUGAUACACCAUAUGGAGGUGUUCAGUUGAAUGAUGGCAUUUUGUAUGAUGGCUUGACUGAUGUUUAUAACAAAAUCCAUAUGGGUAACUGUGCUGAGAAUACAGCAAAGAAACUGAACAUCUCAAGGAAGGAACAAGACGACUAUGCUAUUUCAAGUUACAAGAGAAGCGCUACAGCAUAUGAAAAUAAGACUUUUGCUGAUGAGCUGGUACCAGUACCGGUGCCCCAGAAGAGAGGUGCUGCCCCAGUUAUCUUUGCAGAAGAUGAGGAGUACAAGAAGAUCAACUUUGAUAAAUUCACCUCAUUGGCAACUGUGUUCCAAAAGGAGAAUGGAACGGUGACAGCUGGUAAUGCCUCAACAUUGAAUGAUGGUGCUGCAGCCAUGGUCCUGAUGACUGCUGAUGCUGCUCAAAGAUUGAAUGUUAAGCCCCUGGCUCGUGUUAUUGGAUAUGCUGAUGGGGAAUGUGACCCUAUUGACUUCCCAAUUGCUCCAGCAGUUGCUAUUCCAAAAUUGCUAGCUAAGACUGGUGUCAAGAAAGAGGAUGUAGCUAUGUGGGAAAUUAAUGAAGCCUUCAGUGUUGUAGCUUUGUCCAACAUGAAAAUGCUAGAACUUGACUCUAACAAGAUUAACAUUCAUGGAGGAGCUGUUAGUCUUGGCCAUCCCAUUGGUAUGUCUGGUGCCAGAAUUGUUGUUCACUUGUGCCAUGCUCUCAAGAAGGGCGAAAAGGGUGUAGCUGCUAUCUGUAACGGUGGAGGUGGUGCCACCUCUAUCAUGAUUGAGAAAUUGUAAGUCAACAACUUCUGGACCCUUUGUUUAAAUGUCUAUGUGCCUUUUAGGAAUAAUUUGCUGUUAUUGAAUGUUUUUUUUUCUGUUUACUAGCUACCUCUAAGAGUAAAAGAUUUUUAUGAUACUGUUGAAAUAUGUAAUUUUUAUAUCCAUAUCUACUGUAAAUAAACUUUAAGAUGGAAAAGUUGUAUACUCUCAUUCUUUUCAAUAAAAUGUUUAAAUAUAUGUACAAA
Molecule: messenger RNA, 1624 nt
Organism: Helicoverpa armigera (cotton bollworm)
Lineage: Eukaryota; Metazoa; Arthropoda; Insecta; Lepidoptera; Noctuidae
Gene: Acat1
Product: acetyl-CoA acetyltransferase, mitochondrial
Exons: 3
Coding region: 123-1394 (423 amino acids)
Biological process (GO): fatty acid beta-oxidation
Cellular component (GO): mitochondrion
Molecular function (GO): acetyl-CoA C-acetyltransferase activity
Source: RefSeq, a predicted model, not a curated record